Molecule: messenger RNA, 1912 nt
Organism: Prunus persica (peach)
Lineage: Eukaryota; Viridiplantae; Streptophyta; Magnoliopsida; Rosales; Rosaceae
Exons: 2
Coding region: 126-1085 (319 amino acids)
Source: RefSeq, a predicted model, not a curated record
GGAUCUAUUGCCGUCAAAAGACCUCCAAGCUAGAGAACCGAAAAACUCUGUGCUAGGGUUUUGCGAAAGUUCCGAUCUAGUUAAGCGAUUAGGUUGUGGGGAAAUUAUUUUUUGUUAAUUGAAAGAUGGCUCGGGCCUUGAAGUACACCUUUAGCGAUUAUGCGAGGAACGCAGUGAGUAGAGAGGCCUUGCUCGAACCGACUAAGCUCCAGAGAGAGAUGGAGAAAAAUGGCAAGAGUCAGAGGAAGAAAGAGAGAAGGGAGAUAAGGGGACAAGGGCGUAAAGAGAAGGAUGAGUCCAUACCUGGUUAUGUUACUCUUCACAACGUGAAAAGCCUUGAUGACAAAAAGUGUUUCCAGCAAAAGAAGGGUAAAAAAGGGGAAGCAAAGGGAUGGUGUCCGCAAAAAAUUGAACAUGAAGUUGAUCAACUGGAGAGAAGUGACAUUACGAACGAACAUGGGCUGCCAACCUGUAUUGAGAACAAUUCCUACUUGUCUGAUGGAACCCAAAGCAGCAAGAAAAGCAAGAACAAUUCCUACUUGUCUGAUGGAACCCAAAGCAGCAAGAAAAGCAAGCCUUUGAUCGUGCGCAUUAAAUUGCUUAAGCACAGCGAACCAAAUGCCUCACUUGCCUGCUCUCCUUCUGGAAGGGUAGAUUUGCUUCCUCCAGAGAGAACGGAAGUUGUUCUUGCACCCAGUCAACCCAGUGCAGAGACAAAUGUAGAACUCAGGCAGGUCUCUUCAAAACCUGACCAAGAUUUACCCUGUUCAACAUCAAAGGGGGUCGAAACUAUUGGUCAGAAAAGAAGUGCGAGUGCUGCAUUUGAAGAUCAGAUUCAGAGUGAAGAUUCACUCUAUGCAAGUCUGAUUGAGAAUUGGAUCCCUCCACCGAUUCAGUUUGCCGAUGUUGGUGAUGGUGAUGAAGAAUGGCUCUUUGGGACGAAGCAUCAAAACAGAUGUGGGUCCAAAAGAUUUAAAGCUGCUAACAAUGAGGUCUCCAGUUGUACAAGGAGCACGCUGUGGCCACAAGCACAGUGGUUGUUGGAGGCUGGUGUAUAUGCAUUACCCUUCACGGUUCCAUUCUAGUUUCUCGUACAUUUCAAAUGCGUGCCUUGAGAAUUGCAAAUGCUGCUCAACAGAUGGCCAGUUGUUUUUUACUGUGCCAGAUUGAAGUCUGAACAAGUCAGUUGUUUUUUACUGUGCCAGAUUGAAGUCUUUCAUUCUAUGUUGCUACCGAGUUGUAUAAUUUAAGGUUGAUUCAUGAUUUUUGCAUCAGGCACCUCUCUACUUCUUUGAGAAAGGAAACCCCCAGAUUACAAGUGCUGCAAUCCAGGGAUUGGUGAAGUUAAUUAAAACUGAGAUGCAAAGCGACUCUACAAAUGUGAGUCCAGCCCCAGAUGCAUUUUUCAGCAGCACAUUGCGGUACACACAGUUCCAGAAACAGAAAGGUGGGGUAAUGGGCGAGAAAUAUGCCCCUAUCAAGGUCUGACUCUGGGUUAAAGAGAUUGUCAUAUUUGAGGACAUUAAAGUUUGGGGUUGAGAGGAAGAACGAUGAGGAGCACCGACGUGUGAGCAUAGUCUAUGAAAAAUGCCCCUGAAUCCUAAAUGAGCAGCAGCUAUGUGCAGAUUCUUUUCCUCUUUCCCUUUAGGCAGUUGGCGCGUGUUAACAGGACAAAGUCCUCCUACCGUGCAAAAGCUCUACGUGAAGUUUGGGAUUGACAUUGCAGAGAAGCUUGUUAUUUUAUUUCUUUUCUUUUCUUUUUCUGGGAAAUGAUAUUGUUAGAUUUCAAGUUGAGUGGAGAUCUGAAGAAAUUGUAUGAUGUAUAAUUAUUGUUGUUACAUUCAAAUUAUGGAAAGCUUGGUAUUGGAUAAACAGGGGCGUAAACGUAAAUAAUCCUCUCAUUUUCUUUCUG